Molecule: messenger RNA, 1135 nt
Organism: Zerene cesonia (dogface butterfly)
Lineage: Eukaryota; Metazoa; Arthropoda; Insecta; Lepidoptera; Pieridae
Gene: Smu1
Product: WD40 repeat-containing protein SMU1-like
Exons: 7
Coding region: 164-1135 (323 amino acids)
Biological process (GO): mRNA splicing, via spliceosome
Cellular component (GO): precatalytic spliceosome
Molecular function (GO): protein binding
Source: RefSeq, a predicted model, not a curated record
AUGUACAACUGUCAACUUACAAGUUAUCUGGAUUUAUUUACAAGCUGACUGAUCAGUGAAUAUUGCAUCAAACGAAUGCCUUUUUUAUUGUAACCUAUUUCAAAUUAUAAUUUACGAAAUAGGCCAUCAAUUUCUUUUAUAAAUUUCAUAUAUCAAAUUCAUUAUGUCUAUUGAAAUAGAAUCUGCAGACGUUAUACGUCUCAUUCAACAAUAUCUUAAAGAAUCAAAUUUGACGAAAACACUGCAAACACUUCAGGAAGAAACUGGUGUAUCACUGAACACAGUGGACAGUGUAGAUGGUUUCUGUGCGGACAUUAAUAAUGGUCACUGGGAUACAGUACUGAAGGCUACAGCAUCACUGAAAUUGCCUGACAAAAAGCUGAUGGAUCUGUAUGAGCAAGUAGUUCUAGAGCUCAUCGAGCUGCGUGAGCUAGGUGCCGCAAGAACUCUUCUGCGUCAAACACAACCCUGUCUACUCAUGAAACAGCAGGAGACCGAUAGAUAUAUGCACCUUGAGAACAUGUUGUCGCGGUCGUACUUCGACCCGCGCGAGGCGUAUGGCGGUGCGCGCGGCGGCGGCGGAGGCAAGGAGUGGCGGAGGGCCGCGCUGGCGGCCGCGCUCGCGGGCGAGGUGUCCGUCGUGCCCUCUUCGCGCCUCCUGGCGCUGCUCGGCCAGGCACUCAAGUGGCAGCAGCACCAGGGCCUGCUGCCGCCGGGUACAACUAUCGAUUUGUUCAGAGGCAAAGCGGCCAUCAGAGAUGAAGAAGAUGACAAAUGCCCAACACAUGUAUCCAAAAUAAUUAAGUUUGGACAAAAGUCACAUGUUGAAUGUGCAAGGUUCUCCCCGGACGGGCAGUACCUGGUGACGGGCUCGGUGGACGGGCUCGUGGAGGUGUGGAACUUCACGACGGGCAAGAUCCGCAAGGACCUGCGCUACCAGGCGCACGACGAGUACAUGAGCAUGGAGGAGGCCGUGCUCAGCCUGGCCUUCGCGCGCGACUCCGACACGCUCGCCGCCGGCUCCAACGACGGCAAGAUCAAGGUGCGCGCCCCGCUCUGUCACACGACGCACGACACACGACACGUGGAUGGAGGUGGAUGGAGGUGGAUGGAGGUGGAUGGAGGAGGGUGGUAA